Brassica oleracea var. oleracea is the source of this 660-nucleotide messenger RNA. RefSeq names its product factor of DNA methylation 5-like. The transcript has 4 exons. The record is from RefSeq and is a predicted model, not a curated record. Bases 95 to 589 code for a protein of 164 amino acids. Gene Ontology annotation, biological process: gene silencing by siRNA-directed DNA methylation. Lineage: Eukaryota; Viridiplantae; Streptophyta; Magnoliopsida; Brassicales; Brassicaceae.
GUGAGGAGCUGUUAAAAGAAAUGGAGGUGAAGGACGAAGAGUUCAAGAAAAUACUCAAUGAGAAGAAUGAAGAGUUGGAAGGAUUAUAGAGGCUAUGAACUCGGCACUCUGCAUCAAAGAACAGCAAAGCAAUAUUGAGAUUCAAGAAGCAUACAAAGAAUUGAUUAGCGGAAUGAGAGAUUUAUCCGGUGGUAGAUCAACGAUAGGAGUAAAGAUGAUUGGCCAAGUUGAUGAUAAGUCAUUCGUUAAAUCAUUCGAAAAGAUAUUCAGUGAUAAAGUCAUUCAGUUGGAACAAGCUGCUGUGCUUGUCUCCAAAUGGCAGGAAGAAGUCUAUAAUGCAGCAUGGUAUCCAUUCAAAUUCGUUGGGACUGGAGAUGGAAUGAAGGAAAUUGUGGAUGAUGAAGAUGAGAAACUGAAGAAUUUGAGUGAAGAGUUUGGAGAAGACGUGAAGAACUCAGUGAAGAUAGCACUCAAGGAACUGAAUGAGUUUAACCCAAGUGGCCGGUAUGCAGUUCCAACGCUUUCGAAUUUUGCACAUGGAAGAGAAGCCACACUCAAAGAAGGAAUUAAAUGGUAUGUACAAUAUUAGACAUCUCAAACUCAGACGAACUUAAAUGGAUGAUCAAUGAAUGAUGGAAUUGAGAAGGAAGGAUUGUCAAG